ACCGUAGUGGCGGUUCCAGCCCGAAUACAGUUUUCAAACUCUUGUGAUAUGCAAACAAGUGUUGUAAGAAAGUGAAGAUAUUACUAUUCAAAUUAUUCUCUUAACAAAACCCACUUUGGUGCCUUAACCCAAGAUUGGCUUUGUCUAUAAAAUUUACGUGCUGCUAUGGAGGAGGUGACCCGGUUGGUGUCAUCAGGCGACUGCCUGAAGAUCUGGGAUUCCACCUCCAUGAGUGUAGUGGAGCAGUUCAACCCUCACAGUGCCAGCCAUCCUCUAGCACAGGUGUGCUGGAGCAGCAGCAAUCAGUACAUUGUCAGUGCCAGCAGUAUAGGAGACAAGCUGGUAGUGACCAGCCUGAAGUCCUCACCAGUGCCAGUGAUGGAGCUUGCAGAAGGGAAAAAACAGACAAGAGUCGCACUAAAUUCAACAUCCCAGUUCCUGGUCAGUGGGGGAUUGGAUAACACGGUCAACAUCUGGGACCUGAAGACAAAGAGAUUACAUCGCAGCCUCAAGGACCAUAAGGAGGAAGUGACGUGCGUGUCCUUCAAUGGUGGCGAUAGUUACAUAGCAUCUGGUUCCACCAGUGGGGACAUCAUCCUCCACAGCAUUACCACCAACCUGUCCAGCAAAGCCUUUGGACAUGGGCCCAAUGAGCCUGUCCACGACUUGAAGUACUCGCUGAUCAAGCGUUCUCUCUUGGGGAGUGUGUCAGACAGCGGCUCGGUGGUACUGUGGGACGCAAACACACAAAAGGAACUACACAUGUUUGAAGGAGCACACAAAGCUCCUGCUUCAGGCCUGACCUUUUCUCCAGCCAAUGACCUGCUCUUUAUUACAGUGGGGUUGGAUAAGAAGAUUGUCUGCUAUGACACAUCCAGCAAAGUUAUUUUCCGGAGUAAACAGGUUGAGUCCCCGCUCACGGCUGUAGACUUCACUCCGGAUGGAGCAGGGCUUGUAGUGGGCUCCACCCAGGGACGGAUCUACAUGUAUGACCUACGUAAUCUAAGCGCUCCUAUCAAGACCACCACUGCUCACAAGACCUCAGUCACGUGUAUCCGCUUCCAGCACUCCAACACCAGGCUAAAGACUAGUAAAACCGCCUCUGGCAAGACUUCUUCCUCGCAGUCCAAUAAGAGAAUCUCUGUAAAGCUGGGGCAGAAUCAACAGAGCGGCCCUCCUACAACAACCUCCUCAGUUCCUGCUGUCCCCGAUCAGCAGCCAGUAAGCCGAGGAGACGGACAGGCUCACAUCCUAGGCGAGUGUUCUGAGCUGCCAUCCAGAGAGGCUGAAGGCCAGCACACUCUGGAUAAGUUCAACAGCGUGGGCCGAAACAGCCUGAACCUAGACAUUUUCUCACCAGUAACUGAUGGGUUGAAAACGCAUGGCUUCACUAGUGAUACUCCAACGUCAAGAAGUGGAGGCAGUGCUGAAGUGUUCUCCAGAGAAGCUGAAGGGCAACACAGUUCAGACAAGUUUAGGGUGGCUCGCAACAGCCUGGACAUUUUUUCUCCUGUCCGAGAUGAUUACAAAGGUCACAGACUCAGCGAUACCUCAAGUGGAAAGCAAGAUUUAGAUUUCUUACCUCAGCACGGUUCAGCCCAGCGUAAGAACCCGCUGGGUACACCUGGUGCUCGCUGCUACAGUCCUCUGUCUGCUGUCCACACACCACCUGCAAUCAAAGAGGAGGAACCAGUGAUCACGUCACCUACACAUGCGGACACGCAGAAUAACUUGGUGGAGAAGACUAAUUAUCCGAGACCGAAUGCUCUGACCACACUCCCUGCUUCUCAGAGUACACACAUCCAAUCAGUGCCUUCAUUCAACAGUCCUGAGCCCAGUCAGAGGAAGGAAGUGCCAGCUCAGCUCACCUACGAUUCACCAGUGUGUAGCAGUCAACCUGUAGCUGAGCCAGCAGCCGCAGCAGACGCGUCUGGUGCUGUCAGUAGUGGAGCACCACUCACCUCUGUCCAGAUGAAGUUUGUGCGCAACAUGAUCCAUGAAGCUCUAGAAGAUUUCAGAGACACGUGCCAUAGGGAUAUCAUCAAUCUCCAAGUGGAAAUGGUGCGGCAGUUCUACAUCCAGCUGAAUGAAAUCCAUGGGCUCAUUGAGAGAUACUCUGUGAAUGAGAGUCUUGUGGAGGAGAUCGAGAAGCUGAAGGAGGAAAACAGACGACUCCGAGCUAAUUACUAAGAAGCAUGUGGCUACCUGUUUGACAUGUAGAGUGAAUCCCUUGUGCUCAGUACAGAUUUAGGCCUAAGACGUGUGGUAGCACUAGCCAUAGUAGGUGAAGGAGGACAUGGAGAUUGUUUGACCUUCCUGCUGAUGUCUCACUAUGCACUCAUACCCUGAGGACCAGCACACACAGCCCGUUUUGUAUUUAUCACCAGCACACAUUAAGGCUACACCAUGUAUGUGCCUUAAAACGAGAGAUUAUUAUGAAGCUUUUCUCUCCAUUUUGUGCAUAUUUUACAACAGAUCAUUUGUAAUAAGUCAUAUGAGGGCUUACAUAUUUAAUAGGUAACAAGGUUAUAUGAUAAACCUAUAGCCAAUAUUAAUUACUUUUUAUAGUAAAUUAGAUACAUAUAGUGGACAUCAGUACUGACAGUCCUGUCAAUACCAAGUCUGUUGUCAUGGCAGCAUGAGAAGGGGAGGGGAAUCAAAAGAUUGAUCGGUUUAAUUUGAUUGAACUUUUGUAGUAGUCAAAAACCAUUUGUAUCUUGAAUAAAUUAUUGCAUUGAA
This is a messenger RNA of Neoarius graeffei (lesser salmon catfish), 2739 nucleotides long. RefSeq names its product NEDD1 gamma-tubulin ring complex targeting factor (gene nedd1). Gene Ontology annotation, cellular component: pericentriolar material; ciliary basal body; centriole. Gene Ontology annotation, molecular function: gamma-tubulin binding. The record is from RefSeq and is a predicted model, not a curated record. The transcript is spliced from 17 exons. Lineage: Eukaryota; Metazoa; Chordata; Actinopteri; Siluriformes; Ariidae. Gene Ontology annotation, biological process: mitotic cell cycle; microtubule nucleation. The coding region runs from base 166 to 2190 and encodes 674 amino acids.